UCACUGUCAUCCAGCAUACAACAAAGACAUCAGCUGUUUAAAAAUUAGUUAAAGGCUUAUUUUUGGUUUUACGGACAUCCGCUAAUACGUAGUAAAGAUGGAACAUGAGCAGCCCACUACAAGCGCUAAAGCUGGGCAGGCUGCAGAUCCAGAUUCACCCAUGCACGGACCAACGCUUUCAACAUCCACUUCGAGCUUCGAAGCCUUGGCACAAAGAUAUGAUCCAAAUCUGAGUCGAAUGGCCAUAAACAUGUUCCAGAAAACAGAGGAGUAUUUACAACAUGAGCUGAAUGCGCCUCUGGAGGACUAUAAGCUAUUGGAGGAGAUGAAUAAGGCAACCAUUGCCAAAUACAAAGACAUGCGACAAAUUGCUGAAAAUCUAAAUGUUUCCACAAACGAUCUGUGCGACAAAUUUCAGCAGCUAGCGCCUCUUAUGCAGCAAAUUGAUGAAAUAUCUGACACGGUGGACAAACUAGAAGCUGCCGCUUAUAAACUGGACGCAUAUAGUAUAGCACUGGAAAAUCGUGUCAAAUGCGUGCUCCAACGAAAGUCAAGUCCUCACGCAGGACAAUAGCUUAUAAAUUCACAAAUGCAUUAC
Molecule: messenger RNA, 598 nt
Organism: Drosophila busckii
Lineage: Eukaryota; Metazoa; Arthropoda; Insecta; Diptera; Drosophilidae
Gene: Blos2
Product: biogenesis of lysosome-related organelles complex 1 subunit 2
Exons: 1
Coding region: 98-574 (158 amino acids)
Biological process (GO): lysosome localization; endosomal transport
Cellular component (GO): gamma-tubulin complex; BLOC-1 complex; BORC complex
Molecular function (GO): gamma-tubulin binding
Source: RefSeq, a predicted model, not a curated record